AUGAUCGCGGGAGCCGAGGAGCAGACCAGGACAUUGCACGAUGGAGGAAGUGAGCUGGGGCCAAGCACAGCAGCCACCGGCCUUCCGGCGGCGAGCCACCAGCGGGCAGACGACGGCGCCCCACCACCCGACGCCGACGCGGCCACUCCUGUAGCUGCUGGCAGCGGCGGCGGGGUGGAGGUGCCAGCACAGGCGGUCGUCUCGCCACCCCUGGCAGGCCGCAGCAGCCCGCGCGUGCUAGCCAGCAGCGGCGGCGACGCGGCGGCGGGCCAAGCGCGUCUCACCAGCGGCGCCGCCAGGCGCUCUGCCCGGCCGUCCAGCAUGAGAGCACUGCAGCUGGGCAUCAGCCGCGGGAAGGACGCAGCAGUGGAUCCCAGCCGCAGCGACAGGGGCGGCAGGCCCGCCGCCGUCGCCGCCCCAGCACCAGCACAGGCAGCGGCAGACCCCUCUCCGCCGCGCGUGUCCCGCUACCGCGGCGUGGUGUGGCACAGGAGCAACGGCAAGUGGGAGGCUCGCAUCCACGAGGCCGGCAAGCAGCGGUUCCUGGGAUACCAUGCCACAGAGGAGGCGGCGGCGCGGGCCCACGAUGAGCAAGCGGUGCGGGUGCAUGGGGACCUCAGCAAAGUGAACUUUCCGGAGCGAUAUGCCCACCUGGGGCAGCCGACGGCGGCGGCAGGCAGCGGCGGCAGGGCCCGCAGCCGCAGCCGCAGCCGCGGCAGCCCGCGCCGCUCGUCCCGCAGCCGCGGAGGCGGCGCGGCCGGCGGCGGCAGCGGCGGCAGCACGCCGCAGAGCGCCGUGCCUGCGGCCGCCUCCCGCCGCAGCCCCUUUGCCUCUGCCGCCGCCGGCAGCGGCGACAGCAGGGACGCUUCGCCUGCUUCCGCAGAGCAGCCCUCAUCAGCAGCGGCCGCCACCGCAGCGGCAGCAGCAGCCGGCACCCCCACUGCUGCACCUGCGGGUGCCACCUCAGCGUCGCCGCCAGCUCCAGCCACCGGCAGCGCCCUGCGGCAGCGGCCCGCAAGGGGCGGCGGCGGCGGCCGCGGAGGGCCGCGCGUGCAGCCAGUCAAGGGCUCCUCCCGCUUCCGGGGCGUCUCCUGGAACAGCAGCUGCGGCAAGUGGCGGGCACAGGUGUGGAAGGGCAGCGAGGUGCACCAUGUGGGAUACUUUGAGGACGAGGCGGAGGCCGCCCGCGCCUACGAUCGAGCCGCGCUGCGCAUCAGGGGCCCCGACACACCCACCAACUUCCCGGCGAGCGAAUACGUGGAUCCAGGUUCGGUAGGGGCCGCAGCAGAGGCCCCUGCUGCUGCAGCUGCCGGCGACCCCGGACAGCAGCAGCAGCCGCAGCCGGCGCGGGAGCAGCAGCAGCAGCAGCAGCAGCAGCAGGCGGCGGUCAAGGAAGAGGAGCAUCUGGGCGCUGCGGGGUCUGGCACCGCGACUGCGCCGCCGUCGGGGCAGGCAGCUACGGCCCCAGGGCCGCCCGCCGGCGGCGGCGGCGGCGGCAGCAGCGGCUCGAGCUACCAAGGGGUCAGCUGGGACCCGCUGCGGGCGGGGUGGGUGGCGGAGCUGUGGACGGGCACGCAGCGCCGCCUGCUGGGCGUGUUCCCAAGCGAGCAGGAGGCGGCCCGGGCGUACGACCUCGCCACCCUGGCGGAGCAAGGCCCCCAGGCCGCCACCAACCUGCCCCUGGCCGGCUACGACGCUGAGCUGGCGGCAGCGGCCGCGCUGCGCACGUUGGGCCGGGAACCCGUGGCCCACACGCCGCCGCCCCAGCAGCUGGGGCAGGACGCUGGCGGCAAGCAGCAGCAGCAGCAGCAGCAGCUGGGGGUGGGCGGGAGUGGCCAGGGCCUGCCGCCGCCGCAGCAGCAGGAGCAGGGGUUCGGGCAGGCAGGCGGCGGAGGUGCUGCAGCAGCAGGGCUUCAGCCCAUGCAUGCAGACGGAUCGUCUCCCCCCAGGGACGCAGCCGCCCUGCUGGCAGAGGUGCCGCCGCUGAGCCCCGGACUGGCUGCGGCGGUGGCGCUGGCGGUGCAGCCGCUGCCCUCCUUCAAGCCACUCCUCGCCACGCCGCCUCAGCUGCCCUCUGCGCCCGCAGCAGCGCAGGAGGGGCCGCCCGGGGCUCCCACAAAGGCAGGGGCCGCUCCGUCGGCGGCAGCAGCGGCAACGGCGGCAGCAUCUAAGGUGCCGCCGGCCGGGCGAGCAGCUGGGGCACCAGCAGGCGCCCCCGGCGCGGCCGCGGCAGCGGCGCCGGCCGGCCAGAGGGUGGAGGCCCCCGCUGGCGGCAACGUGUCGGCACAGAAUCGCUGCUGCGGCAGCAACCGCGGGCUGUCGGCGUACAACGGCGUCAGCUGGGACAAGCGCAAGCAGCGCUGGUUCUCGCAGAUUCAGCAGCACGGCAAGCGCCACUUCCUGGGGUACUGCGACAGCGAGGAGGCGGCGGCGCGCGCGUACGACAGGGCGGCCGUCAGGCUGUACGGCCCGCAGGCCCAGCUCAACCUGCCAGAGAGUGCGGCGCUGGCCGCCGCGGCCGCCACGCCCGCCCAGGGCGCCGCCACCGCCUCUGGAGGCCCCGGGGGCAGCGAGGUGCGCUCCCCAUCCCGCGGCAGCGACGCCGGCGGCAGCGGGCGGCAGCGGGCGGCGGGCAGCGGAGCGGGCAGGCAUGGGGGGCUGGCCAAGACGACCUCGGAUGCAGCGACGGCGGCCGCCGCCGCGGGCGGGAUGGCCGCGGCGGCGGCGGCGGCGGCGGCUACCCUGCCAGUGGUGGAGGAGCCAGAGGGGCAGCAUGACCCUGCAUCUGGCAGCGCCCUGGUGCCUGCAGCAGCCGACCGGGCAAAGGCAUUCCAGCAGCAGCAGCAGCAGCAGCAGCAGCAGCAGCAGCAGGGGCAGACGCCCUCCCCCCUGUCGGCCAUCGAGCAGCUGGCUCGCUUGCAGCAGCUGCACCAACUGGAGCAGCAGCACGAGCUGGCACAGCAGCAGCAGCUGUUGCUGCAGGCCGUGCAGGAGAAGCAGCGGUGGCACGAGCAAGAGCAGGCGCUGCUGCUGUCGGUGCUGCAGCGGCAGCAGAGCCUGGAGUCGCUCCCAGCGCUCCCGCCCAGCCUGGCUCUGGCGGCCACGGCUCAGGCCGCGUCGCAGCCGCCCGCCUCGCAGCAAGCAUUGCAGGGCCUGCUGCAAGCGCUCGGCGGUACAGGAGGUGGCAGCGCCAGCCUCCCGGCAGCUUCCCUGUCCUCCCCUGACCUGGGCGCUCUGGCAGCCAGGCUGCAGCAGCAGCUGCAAGCGGCAGGCACCCAGCAGCAGCAGCAGCAGCAGCAGCAGCAGCAGCAGCAGCAGCAGCAGCAAGCGCCCCUGGAACGCCUGCUGCUUGCCCAGCUGGCCGCGCAGCAGCAGGCACAGCAGCAGGCACACACCGGGCUGCCGCUGGCCGCCCCGCUUCAGCACCAGUGGGCCCUGCUGGCAGGCUCAGACGGCGGCAGCGGCAGCGCGCUGUCUGGCCACAAGCGCGGCAGCGAUGAGCUGGAGUCGGCCAUGCAGCAGCUGCUGGCUGCGCAGCAGCAGGCGGCGCCGCAGCCACAGGCGAGCAACCUGCAGCAUGCCUGCGCACAUGCCUGUGAAGAGAGCACCUUGCCAGCCAUGUUGCACAUCUCCAGGGGUGAGUUCCUUUCCCUGGUGGCCAAGCGUGCCCGCAUGCUGGCGGAGGCCGCCUCGGCAGCGCUCCUGGUGCUGCCUGGCGGGGAUCGAGCGGGCAGCGCACCCGCCGCGGCAGCGCCCGCGCCGUCGGCGGCAGGCGCUGCCGCCCCUGCAGUGCCCGGCGACACCACGGCGCCAGCCCCGGCCUCGGCGGCGGGUGCGGGGGGGGAGCCAGGCGGGGCGCCUGUAGCAGCGCCCGCGCGCUCCCGUGGCGGCGCCCAGCCGGAAGGUGAGCCAGCAGCAUCCGGGGGCGCCGCCGCCGAGGGCGCAGCAGCCAGCGGCGGCUGCGAGCCGGGCGCGCGGCGGCAGCAGCCAGCGCCGCCGUAG
Molecule: messenger RNA, 4002 nt
Organism: Chlorella variabilis
Lineage: Eukaryota; Viridiplantae; Chlorophyta; Trebouxiophyceae; Chlorellales; Chlorellaceae
Exons: 10
Coding region: 1-4002 (1333 amino acids)
Biological process (GO): regulation of DNA-templated transcription
Molecular function (GO): DNA binding; DNA-binding transcription factor activity
Source: RefSeq, a predicted model, not a curated record